AUGGCAGAGUUUGGGGACUUUUGUGAGGAAAAACUGAUCCAGCACAUUUCUGAUGGUAAAGAUGGAAAGAUAAAUGGCGACAACCUGGAUCUUUAUGUACGUGCCAAUGACAUCCGUCUUGACCAUACCAAUAAAGAUAUCCACUACUUUGCCUCAGAUUGGACAGCAGAUCGGAUAAACUUGGACAAGUAUGACAACACAAAACCCCUUCAAGAUGUUAAUGCCAUUGAUAUCAGCACUUUCCUUCUGUCAUUGGAGGAGACAAAAAUAUACAUGAACUCACUGAAAAUUGUGUUGGCAAGAGUUCUCGUCAAGUAUGUGGAUGAGCUCGAGUGGAUGAGAUCAGUCAUUCCAAAUCAUAUCCAGCACCCAUUAGAGGACACUAUGGCCCAGAAAUCAUGUAUAUGUUGGCUCCCGAUACAGCUGAAAAAUGAGGCAUUCAACUCAGACUGCAUUCAGAUUAUGGACUGUUAUGAGAAAAUGAUUUCAAAGUGGUACCAAACUGCAGGGAGAGGAGCAGAUUUGGAAAAUUUGCUUGUGCCUGUUGGAGGCGACCAGUUGACUCGUGUCCGGCUGCAGAGUGCAGGUACAUUGAGAGCAGGAGCCCAUACUGCUCAAGAAAGAUUAGAGCAUUUGCAACCAGUUAUCUGUGAAAUGUUCCACACACUGCAAGACUUCAUUGAGAUUCUUCAACACCAGCAGUGGUAGGGAUCCUGGAACUCUUUACCAGAUGAAGAUGUUAAUCCAGAGGACAAAUGUGAAUGGC
This is a messenger RNA of Mizuhopecten yessoensis (Yesso scallop), 766 nucleotides long. RefSeq lists its product as uncharacterized. The record is from RefSeq and is a predicted model, not a curated record. The transcript has 3 exons. Lineage: Eukaryota; Metazoa; Mollusca; Bivalvia; Pectinida; Pectinidae. The coding region runs from base 1 to 708 and encodes 235 amino acids.